This is a messenger RNA of Quercus robur (English oak), 1566 nucleotides long. RefSeq lists its product as uncharacterized. The transcript is spliced from 2 exons. Lineage: Eukaryota; Viridiplantae; Streptophyta; Magnoliopsida; Fagales; Fagaceae. The record is from RefSeq and is a predicted model, not a curated record. Bases 1 to 1566 code for a protein of 521 amino acids.
AUGAAGUUGCCGACCUCGUCCGUAGACAACUUCGAGCAAUUGAGCAAUGCCUUCUUGCGCCAUUUCAUAGGGAGGCAACGUCCAAAGAGGCCGGCAAACUAUUUACUCACCAUUAGACAGGGAGAGAAGGAAACUCUGAGGUCGUAUGUCAAACGCUUCACUCGAGAGACUCUAGAGGUGGAUGAAGCCAAUGACAAGGUGCAGCUGACGAUCUUUAAAGCGGGACUGAGGUCCAGAGAUCUUGUGGCUUCCCUCGCGAAGAAUCCACCAAAGAUGAUGGCAGAAAUGCUCCUGAAAGCACAAAAGUACAUGAAUGCUAAAGAUGCUUUAGUGGCCAUAAAGGAUGCAGAGAAGUCAGGAGACAAGGCAAAGAAAGAAGACGACCGUAGGGGGCAAAAGAGAGAGCGAUCGGAUCGUCGGAACAAUGAUGGGAAUAGAAGGAAAGAUGAUAAAAGUCCUCGGACGGACGAGCAUUAUCUCAAAUGGCCUAGACCAUUGCAUUCAUCCCCUAAUGUCCAUGACAAGAACAAGUACUGCCGGUUCCACAAAGAUCACGGCCACAACACGGAAGAUUAUAGAGACCUAAAGGAGCAGAUAGAGGAGUUGAUACGGAAAGGGAAAUUACAGAAGUAUGUGAAGAAGGGAGAAUAUAGUAAAUCCAGGGAUGAUAAAAGCCAGCAUGAGUCCUUUUCUCGGGAUGACGACCGUCCAUCCCAACCUGCGCACAAGGUGAUCGGGGAGAUAAAGACGAUUACAGGAGGGCCAUUAUUAGGAGGAUCAUUUAAAUCACUCAAGAAGGCAUACCAAAGGCAGGUAAAUAGUGUCCACACCAUACCUCCGUCUAAGCAACGACGAACAUACCUGGACAUGUCCUUCAAUGAAGGAGACGCCAUGGGAGUGAAGCAGCCCCACAAUGAUCCCUUGGUCAUAAUGCUAAAUAUAGAAGGAUUCAAUACCAAGAGGAUCCUCGUCGACAAUGGCAGCUCCGCAGACAUCAUCUACCUCCCAGCCUUCCAGCAGCUAAGGCUGGAUCCAAAGAGACUACGCCCCUUUGACUCUCCACUCGUUAGCUUCAGCGGAGACAGGGUAUACCCCAAGGGCAUAAUGACAUUGACAGUGACGGUGAGGGUCUACCCGGUGCAGUUAACCCUUCAGCUAGACUUCUUAGUGGUGGACUGCCCUUCAUCCUACAAUGUCAUCAUUGGGAGGCCCACACUCAACAAGUGGAAAGCGGCCACGUCCACCUACUGUUUGAAGGUAAAAUUCCCAAUAGAUAAUGGCGUCGGUGAAGUAAAAGGAGAUCAAGUCCUGGCAAGAGAAUGCUACCAAGCCGUCCUGGCUGCGAAGGAGAACCACACGUGGAUGAUCGAAGAAAAGGAAGAAGAUAAGAUGGAGGCCCUAGAAACAGUGGAAUUGGUUGAAGGAGAAGCGCACAAGACGACAAAGAUAGGAACGACGUUAAGCCCCGAGAUGAGAACAAGACUCAUUCAAUUCCUUAAAGAAAAUCUAGAUGUCUUCGCCUGGAGUCACGAGGACAUGUCGGGCAUAGCUCCAGAAGUCAUCUAG